AUGAAUGCCGCCACACUCACCUUCUUUUUGCUGAGCCUCUUCGUCACGUUGGGCUCCGGCAAGUUCAAGAUCAGCGUCGAACAGAGUCAGCCCCGCCUGGAGCCCGUCGACUUUGUGCUCUACUUCAACGAGACCAUCCUUGGAGCACCUAGCCACGAGCCCCUCAUCUGGGCCGCUGGUUCCCUGUCCCAAGCCCCGUCGUCCUUCAGCACAGUACUGCACCAGAGCCACGCUGGACUGUCCGCCGCCUUCCACGUAUACAGCGAGGGUCCCGUCCUGGCCUUUCAACCCAACAACACCCACUGGCUCCUCUGCGUUCAAGGCGACAACGUCCUCCAGUUCAGCGUGGACCACAACCCACACAAGCCAGUCAACGGCUUGAGGAACGUGGAUGAGCUGAGCAAGGGCCGCCUGUCGAUCCGGCGUCACGAAGGCUGGACUGACUAUCGCGGCGUGCCCUACUUCGGUCCCGCCCUUGGCUACGCGGCUGAUUUCGCCCAGCCCUGGAUCAACUUCCCGCCUGUGCUGUCCCUCACCCUGACCGAGACCUUCUUCAAGGGCGACGCGUCGACCUACGUCGGUCAGCCAGUAUCCUCCCUGCAGGCGCGCGGGUUCUCUACCACGUUCAAGGUCAUCCCUGCUACAUCCGAAGUGAUCUGGCAGGUCAACCUGGAGCGCCGCAGCGACUCUGCUACCAGCACCACUUACUAUCUCCCAACCUACACCUACACCUUCCAAUGA
Acanthamoeba castellanii str. Neff is the source of this 741-nucleotide messenger RNA. RefSeq lists its product as uncharacterized. The coding region runs from base 1 to 741 and encodes 246 amino acids. Lineage: Eukaryota; Discosea; Longamoebia; Acanthamoebidae. The record is from RefSeq and is a predicted model, not a curated record. The transcript is spliced from 4 exons.